AUGGUCGCAGGGACGGUGGAGGAGCCGCCGCGGGAAGGGUGGCGGCGGCAUGGCCUGGCUCCAGGGUCGGGGCUAACGAGGGAAGGGUGGCAGCGGUGCGGCCUGGCUCUGGCGGCGGGGCGGGUGCAGGGGCUGCCGCAGGGCCGCUGUGGCCUGGCUCCGGCGAUGGGGCGGGGCGGGGCAGGCUCCACGGCCUUGUUCCGGGGGGCGGGUCGGUGGGGCGACGGGGCGGUGGGACGACAGGGUGGCGGCGGGUGGUUGGGCGGCAGCGGGUGGGACGACGGGCCGGCGGGGCGGUGGGGCGACGGGGGGUGGGCGGCGGGGCAGUGGGGUGAUGGGGCGGCCACUGGUGGUUGGGGCGGCGGUGGUCGUUGGGGAGGAAAAGGGAGAGAAAGAGAGAGAGAGGGUGACGGCGCGCGCGCGGCCCGUUAG
This is a messenger RNA of Aegilops tauschii subsp. strangulata, 432 nucleotides long. The record is from RefSeq and is a predicted model, not a curated record. Lineage: Eukaryota; Viridiplantae; Streptophyta; Magnoliopsida; Poales; Poaceae.